GUGGACUUCGGUUAAGAAGAUAUUUUGAUGGCGCACGUGAGAAUGAUGUGAAACAUAAAAGAACUGGAAAUGCGCCGCGCGUGCUUUUAUCUGCUGCAGGUUUCUACCAUUGUAAACCUCCUUCCUUCGGGCUCUUUAGCAGAUCUGACAUGUGAGGCUCUGCUCAUGCUGGCCGGGAACGUCUCAUUGCAGUUCCUGGCCUCCUCCUGGAACCAAACUGUCAGCAACACCACAGGUCAGUGGAGCGGCUCUGGUCUCUACUGUGACACCUCCAUCGAUGGCAUCGGUACCUGCUGGCCCAAGACCAGUGCCGGGCAGGUGGCAUCACGGCCCUGCCCGGAGAUGUUCUACGGCGUCAGAUACAACACCACUAGCAGUGUUUAUAGAAAAUGUCUUACAAACGGUACGUGGGCACUGAAGGGGAACUACUCCAUGUGUAAGGCCAUUCUUCCUAAGAAAAAAGAAAAGAUGCACUAUCAAAUAGCUGUGAUCAUAAAUUUCCUUGGUCACUGUAUCUCGAUGGUGGCUCUCCUCAUCGCUUUCUUCCUCUUCUUGUGUUUGAGGAGCAUCCGCUGCUUAAGAAACAUCAUCCACUGGAAUCUCAUCACCGCCUUUAUCCUGAGGAACGCUACCUGGUUUAUAGUCCAAAUCACCAUGAGCCCCAAGGUGCACGAAAGUAACGUGGUUUGGUGCCGCCUUGUCACCGCCUCUUUUAAUUAUUUCCACUCUACUAAUUUCUUUUGGAUGUUUGGCGAAGGCUGUUACCUCCACACGGCCAUCGUUCUCACCUACUCGACCGACAAGCUGCGCAAGUGGAUGUUCAUCUGUAUUGGCUGGUGUAUACCAUUCCCAAUUAUUGUGGCAUGGGCCAUCGGGAAACUGUACUAUGACAAUGAAAAGUGCUGGUUUGGAAAGCGAGCUGAUGUGUACACAGACUAUAUCUACCAGGGACCCAUGAUUCUGGUGUUAGUGAUCAAUUUUAUAUUCCUCUUCAACAUAGUGAGAAUCUUGAUGACCAAACUGCGAGCUUCUACCACAUCGGAGACAAUUCAGUACAGGAAAGCUGUGAAGGCUACGCUGGUGCUCCUUCCUCUCCUGGGAAUCACGUAUAUGCUCUUUUUCGUCAACCCGGGGGAAGAUGAGAUCUCUCAAAUCGUCUUUAUAUAUUUCAACUCCUUCUUGGAAUCCUUCCAGGGCUUCUUUGUGUCAGUAUUUUAUUGCUUCCUAAACAGUGAGGUGCGGUCAGCUGCGAGGAAGCGCUUUCAUCGAUGGCAGGAGCAGCACUCUAUCCGAGCCAGAAUGACCCAAGCUAUAUCCAUCCCCACAUCUCCUUCACGGGUCAGCUUCCACAGCAUCAAGCAGUCCACUUCACUAUGAGAGUGAAAGGCAGCCGUGUCCUAGUAAGUGCACCGGGAUAAACCUCCAGCUGCAUUUCUCGUCGUUUUCUGUCACAUCAGCACCAGAGCACACUGAAACAUUUAGAGUUUGGACAAGGCCAAAGAGAGAGAUGGCUGUAUCACUCUGCAGGACCUCUGGGGGAUUGACAUUAAGCAGCCUUUGCUGAGAAAGUGGAUGAGGGACAGGAUAAAGGACACUGCAGUAUUUAGUAAAUGGCAGGUUAGAGGACCAAGAGCUGCAAGAGACCAAGCCGAGUCCAGAUCUGUAUGACUGGGUGUGAAUGUUCUGUGAUAUUCAUCUGCCAUUGAAAUGAUCUCUUAUAUUCCUGCUUGCACUUCGUUUUUUGUUUGUUUGUUUGGUUUUGGCGCUUAUGCUGCUGGACUGCAAUGACGUAGUCAGUCCCAGGA
Molecule: messenger RNA, 1805 nt
Organism: Thalassophryne amazonica
Lineage: Eukaryota; Metazoa; Chordata; Actinopteri; Batrachoidiformes; Batrachoididae
Product: corticotropin-releasing factor receptor 1-like
Exons: 14
Coding region: 70-1377 (435 amino acids)
Biological process (GO): adenylate cyclase-activating G protein-coupled receptor signaling pathway; cell surface receptor signaling pathway
Cellular component (GO): plasma membrane; neuron projection
Molecular function (GO): corticotropin-releasing hormone receptor activity; corticotropin-releasing hormone binding; G protein-coupled peptide receptor activity
Source: RefSeq, a predicted model, not a curated record